UUGGUUUGCUGGUGCUUCUGGAGCCAUUUUAUGUUUAUUCUUUGCUUGUUUCUGCACAUUUUAAAACAAGUCCCCACUACUUCAGUUGUUUUGGAGAGCACCGCUGCAAGGCUGUUUGGCAGUGAAGCUCCAGAAAAUGUUCAGCGGACAACACGACUUCCCCUGACCUUCCCUCGGUGUCGAGGCGACUACAUAAUGAGUGCAUUUCAAAUGUUGUGGGUGAACGUGUCCUUUAAGUGUGCCCUUUAGCCUUGUGAAUUAAAAAUGAAGGCACUGUGCAAGUCGCAUCCAGAUGGGCGACGAUGUUUAAGCUUGAGGCGUUCAAGGCAAUUAAAUGAGUCGGACAAUUGCGCCGAGAGCCUGAACGCAGCAUAUGUUUCCAGGGUGUUAUGUCCACAGUCUGCGGCACAGCGGCGCUGCGCCACCCCUCCUCUCCGUGUAGGACUGUCCUCCACCCCCAACACCAACCCACAGCAACCUGAUACCGGAGACGAGCGGUCCAGACAAGCCUGCAAACGAGGCGUUCCCAGCCGCCCUGUCUGUCUGUCUGCCCCAGCGGAGCUCCAGACCGUUAAUGCCAAACGCUGCCGACCGCCUCGGGGAAGAUCAGACCAAGAGAUAUCCAUUCCGUCAGCCCCGUCGUCAUCCAGCAGGGGAGUAAUAACCUCCGUCUAUCGCAGACCAGCGAGGCUCACUGUAGACGCCGUCGACUUGUGAAUUAUUUUCCACCCCCCCAACCUCAGCGGAGAUCGUGAAACGAGACGGGACGCGGAGAACUAACUGGCUAGCUGUUCGGCUAACGUCGGUUAGCAUCGAUAGCAGCCAGCUUGUAACCAAACCGAGCUAGUUCGCUAACGUUUAGUAUGCCAAAUUCUCGCCCGCCGUAUCGAAAGACUGGAUGUUUCCGCGAAGUGUGCAACUGAGAGUAGUUGUUGUGUUCGCGAAUUAGCUGCGUGCGGGGUUAUCUUUGCGCUAUUUACCCUCUUUGCCUAAGUUUUCUGGUCCCAGACAGUCGCCCUGGGCAGCUAGCAUGUUAGCUAGCCGAUAUGGACGUUGUUUUCUGGCUGGCUGCAGAUGGCAGGUCCGCCAAACAAGUUAGCCGCUCGGUUUAUCUGCCCGGUCUUGCGCUGGAGUCGACAGCAGGACUAACUUAACUUUUUUUUUCUUUCUUUUUUUUUUUUUUUUUUUUAACUCGCGGCCAAUGUUAGCUACCAAAUCACGUCAGAGGACCCCGACUCUCCUCCUUUUCGUGUUAUUCAUCAAUGUGCCCCAUGCCUGAGAGAUCGGUUCAAGUUAUUGAGCUGACGUGAGGGGAAAUAAAACAAACAACAACACUGGGGUCACAACAAAAUCUGCGAAGAAGAACAGAGCGGAACAGGAGGAGAAGAAGAAGAAGUAGAGGGGGACUUGGAGGAGCUGUAAUCCAGAGACCAAAGUCGAUGCACACUGACAUGGCUGUGAGCCGAAUCACGAUGAAAUCACUCGCUAAAUUUGGGUUUUGCCUGACGAUUCUCCUGACUUCUGUGGCCGCGGCGCAGGGCGAGGAGAGGGAGUGUGCCUUCACGGACCAGCAGCAGCAGUGGGAUGUGGAGCGAGUGGCCGGGGGCGAGGGCCGGGUCUCCCCAGAGAACACCACCAUCAGAUGUACCAAGGGCAGCCACUGCUUUGGCCUGUGGGAGAAAAGUCCUUCGAGAGAAGUGCGACUUGUCAAACAAGGUUGCUGGACUCACCUGGGCGACCACCAGGGUUGCAGGGAUGACCGCUGCGUGGUGACCAACCUCCCUCCACAGAUCCAGAACGGGACGUACCACUUCUGCUGCUGCGGCAGCGACAUGUGCAAUGUUAACUUCACAGAGGACUUCCCAACUCCUAGCCCCACCACUGCACAGCCCCUCUACCCUCGCACACUGGGCUACGAGGAGACAGUAAUUAUCACCCUGGCAACAGUGUCGGUGCUGGCCGUGUUUGCCGUAGCAGCCUUCUUUGGUUACCGCAUGAUGCACGGAGACGGUAAGCAAGGGCUGCACAACCUGAAUAUGAUGGAGGCUGCUGGCUCUGAGAGCUCGCUGGACCUAGACAAUCUCAAACUGCUGGAGCUUAUCGGGCGUGGCAGAUACGGCGCCGUCUACUGCGGAUCCCUGGACGAGCGGCCUGUGGCCGUGAAGGUGUUCACGGCAGCCAACCGCCAGAACUUCCUGAAUGAAUGCUCCAUCUAUCGGCUACCGCUGCUGGAGCAUGACAACAUCGCCCGGUUUGUGGCUGCCGACGAGAGGACAGGCCCGGAGGGGCGCACUGAGUACCUGCUGGUCAUGGACUACUACCCACAUGGCUCUCUGAGUCGCUACCUGGGCCUCCAGACCAACGAUUGGGUCAGCAGCUGCCGGCUCGCUCACUCCGUCACCCGCGGCCUGGCCUACCUGCACACCGAGCUCUUCAAAGGAGACUUGUACAAGCCCGCAGUUUCCCACCGGGACCUGAACAGCCGAAAUGUUCUGGUCAAGGCCGACGGCACAUGUGUGAUAAUCGAUUUUGGCCUGUCUAUGAAGCUGACGGGAAACAGGCCGGCACGUCACGGAGAGGAGGACAACGCUGCUAUUAGUGAGGUGGGGACAAUUCGCUACAUGGCUCCAGAGGUGCUGGAGGGGGCGGUGAACCUGAGGGACUGUGAGUCGGCGCUGAAGCAGGUGGAUAUGUACGCCCUGGGUUUGAUCUACUGGGAGACCUUCAUGAGAUGCACCGACCUUUUCCCAGGAGAGUCUGUGCCAGAGUACCAGAUGGCCUUCCAGGCGGAGGCAGGGAACCACCCGACGUUUGAGGACAUGCAGGUCCUGGUAUCCAGGGAGAAGCAACGGCCCAAAUUCCCCGAGGCCUGGAAAGAGAACAGUUUGGCGGUUCGCUCUUUAAAAGAGACGAUGGAGGACUGUUGGGACCAGGACGCGGAGGCCCGCCUCACAGCACAGUGUGCCGAGGAACGACUGGCAGAACUGCUGCUCAUAUGGGACCGCUCCAAGUCUGUCAGCCCCACCCUUAACCCCAUGUCCACCACCCUGCACAAUGAGAGAAAUCGUAUGACACCAAAGUCCGGCCCGUACACAGACCACCCCUCAACCUACAUUGAAGAGCAUGAGGGCGUGGCCAAGAACACUCAAGCUGACACCACCGGCUCCGUGAGCGGUCGAGCUGUGGCCGGGACCGGAGAGAGAAACAGGAACUCCAUCAACCAGGAGCGCCAGCAGCAAGCCAACGCCCGCCUGCCCAGCCCAGAGGGCAGCAGCACCAGCAUGGGACUGAGAGGCAGCCCCUCAGCCUCCACCACAACCACCACCAUCAUCUCCGAGUCUGAGGGACCUGUGGGGGUCGCCACAGUCCCCGUCUGCCUCCACCUCACCCAGGAAGAUCUGGAAACCACCAAGCUGGACCCGAAAGAAGUGGACAAGAAUCUAAAGGAGAGCUCAGACGAGAACUUGAUGGAGCACUCGCAGAAGCAGUUCUGCUCUCCAGAUCCGCUGAGCCCCGGCAGCUCCAGCCUCCUGUACCCCCUCAUAAAGAUGGCCACCGAGGCCUCAGGCACAUCAGACCCCGCCGCCCCCAUGCCCACCACCAUCUUCCCCCUUCCCAAGCAGCAGAACCUGCCCAAGAGGCCGUCCAGUCUGCCCCUGCGCACCAAGCCCACCAAGAAAGAGUCGUCGUCGUCUUCGCUCAGGUUCAAGUUCGGACGCUCGGGGAAGUCUAACCUGCGGCAGGUGGAGGGAGCAAAGAUGAACAUUGGUGCAGUAACGGGCACAAACACAGCUGUGGAGGCUCACCGGGGCGCAGGCACAAACAACACUCCUGUUCUGAGAGAUGUACAUGUCAACGGUGGCGUCAACGGCGCUGUCAAUGGUCACGCCAGCACUGGGAUAUCAUCCAUGGCUACAGGUGGGGCGACGGGUUUCGGAGGAUCCAGCGUAACUCAGAACGGCUCGGGAGCCCUGAGGUCGGACGACGGCCACCUGAGCCUCGGUGUCAUCACCGCCAGCCCCGACGAACACGAGCCGCUCCUGAGCCGCGAGCGAGAGCAGCCGGAUCCGAGGGACGCGUCGUCGAGCGUCGCCGCCCUUCGCUCGGCCCGGCCCAACACCAACAACAACAACAGCAACACCGGCCACGGCCAGGGGGACGGGGAGAGCGGAGGAGAGAGUGAUGCAGAGGAGGAGGGCAGCGGAGAGGGAGGAAGCAGGGAAACCACAGGGCCGCCGGGGGAAAGCUCGGGGUCGGGAUCUGGCGCCGCUGAUUCCCAGGGGGCAGCUCCUGUCACCAUGAGAGGGGAGUCCCUGCUCAGGCAGCCCCGAGCCCGCAGGCCCGAGAGACCCAACUCCCUGGACCUGUCCUUCACAACACAGGACUUCGCCUCAUUUGGGGAGGGCCUGGUUCAGCCAGACGGAGCCUUGGGCGGAACCGGAGAGAAGAUCAAGAAGCGCGUCAAAACUCCUUAUUCCCUGAAGAAGUGGCGGCCCACCACGUGGGUCAUCUCCACAGACACCAGGGGGCCGGAGGUCAACAACAACGGCUCCUCCCGCGGUCAAGGUCACGGUCAGAACCGGCCCAAGUCCAGUUCGGCCAUCUACCUGCAUGGGGGGAGCUUGGCCAGCGAGCCCAGCGACACGCACGUGUGAACUCGGACCCUCUGACUAGACUGGAAAAAAAAAAAAAAAAAGAAAACAAAAAAAAGAUGUAACCAGAGAGCAUUUGGUUUGUGUCUGUCGAGCUCUCUGCUCUGAAUCAGCAAGAGGAAGCUAUGGAGUGUCUUGUGAACAAAGAGUCGAGUCUGAUCAUGUACAGUAAUUAGGUCUGUCUCGCUCCUGUGUGUCUUUCUGAUGAUGGCAUUGCUUUAAAUGGAAUCCAGCUAUGCAGCAUUCUUGUCCGCUUCUGUUUCCGCAUUCGAUUAAUCUCCCCUUUUUCCGUCGGUUUUGUUUCAUGUUUCAUCCUCAUGAGCGUAGCGAUGUUUUGAAUGGACUUAAUUUUUUUUUUCCUUCUUCUAUGUGCACUUUGAACCGAUUAAAAUCAGUGUUUAGAAGUCCUGUCUGUUGCGACCACGACAAGAAAGUGGUCUCUAAACUUUUAAAAAGGCGAAGAAAAACAAUCAACACUUCUGAGCGUUCUCUUUCUCGUCCUCUGCUGUAUCAAGCGAUGUUGGGGGAGUCGGCUCUGUAAAAAGAAUUGAGGGUCUUAAAAGACGGAACAAACUACUCUUCUUUUUUUUCAUUUCCUUGAUUUGUAUGCAAUACCAAUUUUUAUUUGUCUUUUUUGACCAUGUAUCCAUUUUUUUUUGUAUCAUAAUUUUUAAUUGUGCAAUAGGAUGUAGCUUUUAGAUGCUUUCGAUGUUUUUAUCGCUUCCAUUUCUUUGGUCGUUGUUUUAUCCCGUCAUUAUUUUAAUAUGUUAAUCUCUGUUGCACUUAUGAAUAGUCACAAUCGUUUUUUGGAAACAAUCCACCGUACACUAUCACCCCCCCACCCCAGACUAAAGAGGAGAAAAUGGAUGACAAUCCUCCUCGCUUUCCUUCUUCUCUGGACUAUUCUUAAAGGGGGGAACAAACACUAACAAUCAAUCCCAGCUGACUGGAAGAAGUGUUCGUGGAACUCCUCUGCACAAUUACACCAGGACCGGCUCAAACUCUGGGGGGUCUUUUGACACUACAAUCAUGAGAAUCAAAUCUUCGGAGGGAUCUGUUACAGUGCCCGACUCAAUCACUGUACCACUAUCACACCUGACCUCACUGUGGACUGUGCGUUUAGCUGUCUGUCCGUGACCGAAAGACCAGAAACACUAGAAAGACCAGAUUCUGCUCUUCGAACUCUGUCGGAAAAUCAGAAACUAGUCUAAAAAGAAAAACGACAAAAAAAAAACCAAACCCCCCUCUGAAGCACGCUGGAUAUUAUUUCUGCUUCUUCUCGUCUCAUCCCUCGAUGUUCAAACGACUGAUCCUGUGUGUGCGCGCGUGGAUGUGUGUGUGCGAAUGGGUGUGCACGUGUUGUGUUUCCUUUGCGUCAGCAAGCAUUAGAGUUGUUGGGGCCUAGCACUGUACAGGCGUGCUGAAAUGUCAUUGUACUCCAUUCUGUAUUUUCAGCGCUGCUUCAGGGCAUACAAAAAAGAUCUCAUUUAUGUUUUUGUAAUCUGUAAUUUGUAUGAAAAAAAACAAACAUAUGUAUGUGUAUUGCAUUGAUAUUUGCAUCAUUUUUAUGGAAUUCUGUUUUGCAUUCAAUGGACAUGGCCUUUGAUUCCAUUGCUAUGCGUCUGCUCGGUACAGUUUCUGUAAACAUUUUCAAGUCAAUAUGAAAGAAGAAAAUUCUCAAUAAAUGUAUGAAAUAAUCGUC
This is a messenger RNA of Acanthopagrus latus (yellowfin seabream), 6354 nucleotides long. RefSeq names its product bone morphogenetic protein receptor type-2-like. Bases 1440 to 4655 code for a protein of 1071 amino acids. The transcript is spliced from 13 exons. The record is from RefSeq and is a predicted model, not a curated record. Gene Ontology annotation, cellular component: plasma membrane; signaling receptor complex. Gene Ontology annotation, biological process: protein phosphorylation; BMP signaling pathway; vasculature development. NCBI's taxonomy places the organism in Eukaryota, Metazoa, Chordata, Actinopteri, Spariformes, Sparidae. Gene Ontology annotation, molecular function: ATP binding; transforming growth factor beta receptor activity.